This is a messenger RNA of Osmia lignaria (orchard mason bee), 4988 nucleotides long. The record is from RefSeq and is a predicted model, not a curated record. NCBI's taxonomy places the organism in Eukaryota, Metazoa, Arthropoda, Insecta, Hymenoptera, Megachilidae.
AGUUCCGCGCCAUCCUCCGUAUCGUUGACACGUCGUAGGAAAAGAGUGCGGGAGUCAGUUGAUUUUCCUCUUUCGUGACUCGUCCAGUGUGUCAAUCGUAACCUUCGACAGUUUCUAUCGUGGUACCGAACAGUUUCGUCGUUCAGUAGACCGGCUCGUGCGCGAUCCGAAAGCGUCGUUGCUUUAUUUAGAAAGUCACGCGUUGAACGAACAGUGCGCGUUGACUUUACUAACAAUUUUAUCCGUUGCUUGUGUCAUUGAUCGCGUGUAUCGACCGUCUUCGUUCUGUGCCGUACUUUACACAAGUGGAUUGGUGAAUAUCGUGCGUACGUGACAUUCGGAUCAGUGAACAUUUAACCGGUGAACGAUGUCGUCAACGAGCUGCCUGUUCACCGUGAUUCUUCUGAUCGCUGCUGCGACCGGUAUCAAUACCAGUCAAACCAUGGACGCCAAGAUUCGUGACGACUCCGACUUGUCUCAGUUCUAUCAAUUGCUGGAGGCGAGUCAGGUGGCAAACAACACCCUCGCGUACCGCCAUGUGACAGUUUUCGCACCUACAAAUAGAGCUUUCCAAAAGCACAUAGGAUCUACCAAGAAUUUGGUUCUCUAUCACAUGUCAAACUUCCCAAAGACAAUCGAGAACCUAGGAGACUCAAUCUCAUCAGAGCUUGAGGGUAAUCCACCCUUAUGGGUCACCAGGAGAUCAGGCACACACGGCGAGGACGUUUACAUAAAUAACGCAAAGAUCAUCGUAGAACGAAGCAAUUUUCAAUCGAAGGUUACAGUCGGUGGCGAUGUGAAAACUCAGGUUUUGCAUAUAAUAAACGAGGUGCUCGAACCUGUACGUGUAAAUUCUGCAGAAAUGCCAAUUUAUAAUCCAAAUGCUUUCGAAUUUCUAAAUCAGAGCGAAAAUCUCGACUUGGGUGUGCAUCGUGUUCGCACCUUCCGACAGCGGAUCGUCAAGGAGAAGAAGGAAGAAGUCUUCAAGGCAGACGGACGUUACACUUUUCUCAUCCCCGUUGAGGAGGGUUUCAAGCCAUCGCUAAGACCGGACAAAGUUGACCGCGUGGUAAUUGAUGGCCACGUGAUACCCAACCACGUCCUCUUCACAACCCCAACACCUGCUAAUGUACCUUAUGAAACCCUUGCCUUCGGCGAUAAUGUCAAAGUCACCGUUAGUUUCCUCAAGGUUCAUGAUAAAGUCUACGUGCAAUCCAAUACCAUGGUGGACAAUUCUGGCCACCCAACCGGAGUGGUACUGGCGGAAAUAGUCAAAGCGAAUAUCCCGGUGAAGAACGGCGUGGUACACUUGAUUGAACGACCAUUGAUGGUCGUCGAUACCACCGUGAAGGACUUCCUCGAGUCCUUCAAGGGCAUCGAAAAAGAGGACGGACCGGUGUACAAGUUUUACCAGACCAUUCGAGAUUUCGGAGAUGAAUUCAUGAGCACCAUAAGCCAUCUUCGCGACGUUACCCUCUUUGCACCGAGCAAUGCUGCUCUCGAAGAACCGGGUGUACAACAGAUCCUUCAGAAUAAGGAACGAGUCAAGGAUAUCCUGAAUCUUCACUACGUUAAGGAGCGACUACCUCUCGACAAAAUCAAGAACAAAACUGUCAGCCAGAAAUCCUCGAACGAGAAGUCACACGGGGUGUCUACGGCGGCAGACAGGAAGAAGCUCUAUUUUAAUGUAGUUCAAGAACCAAGCGGAAAUCAGAUUGUUACCGUGGAAGGUGGUGGCGUGAAUGCAACAGUGGUCACCGCAAACAUUGCUGCUACCAAUGGAUUGAUCCACAUCAUUGAUAGGGUUCUUGGUGUACCAUAUACUACUGUGUUCGAUAAACUUAGGACUGACCCCAUGCUUAAUACCACCUAUUUUCUGGGACAACGGCGUGAUUUCAACGAUCAAUUGAACGACACCACGAAGCGUUUCACCUACUUUGCUCCCCGAGAAGAUGCCUGGAAGUCAGCAGCUAUCAGUUACCCCUCUACCACUAAGAAAAUUUUUAUGAAUGACUUCAGCUAUCACACGAAACAAAUCCUGGAACGACACCUGGUGAUAGCAGACGAAGCGUUCACAAUGGCAAAGCUAAAGGAAAUGAAACACAACGACACCAUAAUCCUUCCAGCCGCCAGAGACAGCCUGAAGCUUCGUAUCCGGGACUACGGUGAAAAUGACAAGUACGAUGAAAACGCGAUCCGUCCAGAAACAUUCGGUUACCAGAUCGAGUGGGAGGGGAAAUGGAUUUACGUGUUCCGUCCAGACGUCGAGUGUACCAACGGCAUCAUCCACGUGAUCGACAAGGUGUUCAUGAAGGAUAGCGACGUCAGAGUGACCGGAACCGCGUCGAUCACCAGUCUGGCACCGCACUUGAUCAUGAUUCUGGUAGCGAAAUGGCUGCUUUAAGGACGAGUCUCAGCGAAUAUUGUCAUAGGUGCACCUAGGAAUUUGUAUCGGGACCGUCUCCGAUCGUCCACGUCCAACAGAACGUCGAUCGUGGUCAUGGACGAAUGCUCUUCAGGAUCAAUUGUGUCUUUAAACGACACCGAUUAAUCCUGAAAUCUCGUCGGGUCCUAUCAGAGUUCUCUGACUGAUGGCCCAUUUAAAUGUGUUCUCUGUUAAAUAAAAUAUGGACACGCGAUCGGGGACGAUCCAGAAGGAAACCACUCGAGGUCUAGACCCUUGAGCUGAUCAUCAACGAGGAUACUCGACCGGACAAGCGCCAGACCGACAACUUAAGUGGUCGAAGCUUAACCUGGAAACGUACUACUUAGCGGUUUCAGCAGUCGAAUUAAUCGUCGUCAUUAAAUAAUGGUUCGCUAACGAACGAGCUGGUGUUAUUUACGUAACGAUAGAGAUCCUUUGUUUUUUUUUUUUUUUUCAUUUCAAGUUUUAUCGUAUCGACGGAAACGGUCGAGUCCCGCGUGUAUCCGAACGUCCACGGGGAGUUGGAGGGAUAAAAAAGACAUUAGAAGGGACGAUUCGUGGCUGGGACAGACAGUUUCCCCGGUGUUUAGAAGCGCCAAUGAUCGUACCAAAUAAUUAAUUAACCGUACCAAGUAAUUUAGAGAAAAGUCACGAGCGAGGGACGAACGUGGAGGCAGAGCUGAGAUUUCGGGGAACCUUCUUCGAGUACAAAGGCCUGAUGGUUGUUUUUUUUUUUUAUAGAGAUGUCUCUUUUACUUUCUUCUGGGUCAUUAUUUUUAAUAUUUGUCCAGGUCUGAUAACAAACGACUUAGAAAUUAUCAGGAAAGUUCAUCGAACACCAAACAAGGAUAACAUCCUUUUCACGCAGAUAUUCAAAAAUUUAGCUUAUAGUGAUCCCAUCGAACGCCGUCGAUAAGUUUCGCCUAAUAAUGGUACUUCGAUUCCAAUGACAAUGACACGCUAUACUUCUGUGUGUGUGCGAAUCACGUUGUGAGACACACUUGCCACAAACUGGCUCGAAAAUGUAUAUAUACAUAUGGGAAAAAUGAAACCUCGUCCUCGAAAAUCCUGAAUGAGAACAGAAGAGAAACACCAUGGAAAUGAAGACACAACGUUGUCUCUCGAUGCAUGAUUCGCGACUGUCGUUACAGGAGUGAUUUCCGAUUGCACUCGCUCUCUGUAUCAUAUCGUAUUAACACUGUCUACUUACUGAUUAAUACUGCCAUGUUUCACUGCAGGCUAAACCAGCGUGCGAACGAGUUUUUGUACAAUUAUCAUUGAAGGAAGCGGAAGCUUUAACCACUAGCUACUUGAUCACAUUCCGGCGCAUGUGUAGGUAUUUUAAAUGAAUUGCCUUAUGAGAAAAGGAAAGUAAAAAAUGAAUGCUUUCUCUAUUCGAUUUGUCAUCGAUAUUGAUAUUUGAAAUAUCUGAUAAAAUUUAAAAUUUAGAAAAUUUAAAAAAUGGAAAUAGAAAAGGAAUUGUAAAUCCAAGGAUUAAAAUAAGAUGAGCAAAGUGAUAAGAUAAUGAAUGGAAUGUAAUUAUAAUUUUUAGUUAAAAAUUAUGCUCCCAAUCAUUGAAAAUUCGUGGAAAUAGGAGGAAGUUUUCAUUUUAUGAUUUCCAUUUUCAACAUGGCAAUUCAUUUAAAUCACCUGUACGCGUGAUACGUAAAAUAUUCAUUCAAAAAUUCCUUGUUUUUAUCGACUGUACAGUACUAUAUAUACAAUAUAUCUAUACAUAUAUAUAGGAUCAUGAAUGUCAACGCACCGUGUCAGGAUAGAGUCAUCAUGAUUACUGCCGAGUUUAUGUUUUGAUUUGACCAACUGCACUUCAGUUUAAUACCUUAGCGAUCUUAUGUCUUAACUUCAAAAAAUCUGAGAAAAAUCAGCAGAUGUAAGAUCGCGAACGAUUAAACUGCAGCCACGAAAUCGAGAUACAAAAUAAGAAAAGCAAAGAAAGAAGAAAGAUAAGACACAUCACCGUUUCAUUCCACGAUUAGAAAAGGCUAAGCUGUCUGUGUGUGUACAAGUAAUUGCAACGAUUGCGCGUGUCCGUUCGACAAAACUAAAAAUUUAAAAAAAAAUCACAUACGUUAAAGAACAGAGAAGAACAAUACCCUGUGUAUUCGAAGUUGAGGAAAUCAAAAUCCUCGAAAUUUCGUUUUCUCUUAGAAUAAGUGUUCACGAGGCACUUGAUAAAGGCACAGGUCAAAAUGCAAAAAAUGGAACGCCGAAACUAAAUAAAAAAGUCGACAUGAGCGAUCGGGGAUCGAUCUCGUUCCGAUCGAAAAAUAAAAACGAGACUUUGUAAUUAAGAAUUCAUUCAGCUAUCGCAGUUUUCUCCAAAGAAAAUGAAAAAAUAAAAAAGAUUAAUAGAUGAAUUCGAUGUUAUACGUGUUGAUAUCAGUCUAUACAUAUAUAUAUAUAAAAGAAGUAUAAAAAUAAAUAAAUAUAUAUAUAUAAAUAUAUAUAAUGAACAGAGAUAUAUUGACGAGGAAGAAAGUACGAUUGAAAAAGAAAGACGAAAGGGAACUGAAGAAUAAAAAAAAAAAAAAAUGAAUAAUAA